AUGAUUAAUGUUGCUUCAUCAGCCUCCAUUUUAUCAACAAUUGACGGAAUUUUGUAUAAAUUUGUAGAAACACUAUUCUUUUUAACCUCUGGAAUUAUCACAAUAAUUUUAUAUUUUCCUUCGAUAUAUUUUUUUUCGCUUUCAUUUAUAUAUAAUUCCUCAAAUGUUCCAAUUAUACUAGCUUCAGAAAUAUUUGUUCCAGAUGAUGAGGCGAUGGCUUUCCCUUUGUGUUUUAACUUUAUUUCUUCCUUUUUUGGAUUUUGUUGA
This is a messenger RNA of Meloidogyne enterolobii, 267 nucleotides long. The record is from the annotation of a GenBank genome assembly. NCBI's taxonomy places the organism in Eukaryota, Metazoa, Nematoda, Chromadorea, Rhabditida, Meloidogynidae.